This is a messenger RNA of Pristis pectinata (smalltooth sawfish), 2933 nucleotides long. RefSeq names its product AE binding protein 2 (gene aebp2). The record is from RefSeq and is a predicted model, not a curated record. NCBI's taxonomy places the organism in Eukaryota, Metazoa, Chordata, Chondrichthyes, Rhinopristiformes, Pristidae. Gene Ontology annotation, cellular component: ESC/E(Z) complex. The coding region runs from base 42 to 1511 and encodes 489 amino acids. Gene Ontology annotation, biological process: regulation of transcription by RNA polymerase II. The transcript has 9 exons.
CCCCCGCCCCUCUUCCAGGCCGCUGAAAGCCGCGCCGAGAAAUGGCCGCAGCCGCCGCUCCGUCAGCCGCCUGCGGCCCCGCGGCCCUUCCGCUGGCCGAUACUCACCUCACCCCGGGCGCCCCGAGCGAGCCAGCGGCCGCGGCAGCCGCCCUGCUGAACGGCGCGGCGUCGGGUGGCAAGAGCUGCCGCUCGGAGGCGAAGAGCGGCGGCCGUUGCCAGGCCUCGAAGCAGCAGCAGCGGCGGCGGCAGCGGCGGCGGCGGGAGGACGAGGAGGAGGAGGAGGACGACGACGACGACGACGAGGAAGAGGAGGAGGAAGACGAGGAGGAAGAGGACGAGGACGACGAGGAGGAGGAGGAAGAGGACGACGAGGACGAGGAGGAGGAGAGUGAGCCCGGCAGGGCCCGCUCCCACUCGGGCGGUGGGCAACCCGCUCCCCCGGGCCCGGCCCGCGGCCCCCAGCACCAGCCGGCGGCCAACGCGGCGUCCCGGACCGGGGCCAGGGGUGGCGGCGGCCACCAGCAGCACCACCAGCAACAGCAGCAGCGCGGCCGGGACGAGACGGCGGCACCGGCCUCGGGCAACAGGAGGCAGAGUUUGGAGAACUCGUCGGACGGGGAGCCGCUCAGCCGCAUGGACUCGGAGGACAGUAUCAGCAGCACCUUAAUGGAUAUGGACAGUACUAUCUCCAGUGGACGCUCUACUCCAGCGCUGAUAAAUGGUCAUGGAAGCACUACUUCAGGAAAGAAUAUCACUUACAACUGCUGUUGGGACCAAUGCCAGACCAGUUUCUGCUCCAGUCCAGAUUUGGCAGAUCACAUCCGUUCAAUUCAUGUGGAUGGGCAACGCGGAGGGGUGUUUGUUUGCCUAUGGAAAGGGUGCAAAGUGUACAACACGCCAUCUACUAGCCAGAGCUGGUUGCAGAGGCACAUGCUCACACACAGCGGAGACAAGCCAUUUAAGUGUGUUGUUGGUGGGUGCACUGCUAGCUUUGCAUCUCAAGGUGGCCUUGCUCGUCAUGUCCCCACUCACUUCAGCCAACAAAACUCUGCAAAGGUCACUAGUCAGCCGAAGGUUAAGGAAGAGUCCCCUUCUAAAGCAGUAAUGAAUAAACGAAGGAGGCUAAAAAAUAAGCGACGACGCUCAUUACCAAGACCACAUGACUUUUUUGAUGCUCAAACAAUGGAUGCCAUAAGACAUCGUGCCAUCUGCUUUAAUCUGUCGACCCAUAUUGAAAGUCAUGGAAAUGGGCAUAGUGUUGUGUUCCAUAGCACAGUAAUAGCACGGAGGAAAGAGGAUUCUGGGAAGGUGAAAGUGCUGCUUCACUGGACGCCAGAAGACAUUUUGCCCGAUGUAUGGGUGAAUGAAAAUGACAGAUCUCAACUGAGGACAAAAACAGUUCAUUUAUCAAAACUACCACAGGAUGCUGCUUUACUCCUUGACCCAAACAUAUACCGGCCGACUGGCUUCCUACAACAUUAUGAACAUGGCUCCAUGGUUGACACAUGACAACUAAACUUCAUAUAAGUCUAGAAGAAGCAGCACAGGACAAUGCCACAGAAGAGGCUGAAAAGGAGGUAAGGCCCGAUCCAGGAACCAAAAUGGUGUCAAAUUUAGCCGCCAAGACUGGGAUAGAAUAUUGCACAUUAGAAUCAGUUGUUCCCCCAGUCUUAGCUCAUUAUUUGUACUAAAAGCAGACUUUGGGAGAAUGGAUCUGAAGCUUCAGUUGGGUUCGCACUCCACCCUUUUCAACGGUACAAUGGAAAAACUCUACAGGGAACGCUUGGUAUCUAUUGGGAGAAAGUGCAAUGAGAAACUUUCUCCUGCGAUUCGUUUGCUUGCUGCUUCAGGCUGUGCCCCUUUCUAAUCUCAAAUCAGGAUUUCAAAUUUCACAAGGGUUUCCAAACAAAAAAAUAUCUGUCUAUCUUCUGGUUGAAGUACAGACAACUUUUUUUGUCUCCUGUUUGUUACGUGUGGAGUAAUGCCUCAAUGUAACGGGACUCAUUGUAUUGUUUUUCUUUAAUCUGUAUCUUUUAAACAUCUUGAUAGUAAAAGGUCAUGAGUUUAAGAUCCGGGAACAUUUAAACAUGACAUCAGUCUUUUAAAAUGAAACGGAUCUUAGACAUUGAAAAUGGAUUACUUUCUACCGCCAAUUUAGGAUGCCAAUCUUCUGGGGGAGUAAAGGCUGGAAAGUUUUAAUUCAAUGCACCAAAGCUUGCUGCAUAGAAGAUCUUAGAGUCGAAAUUAACCAACUGUUUGCAUAGUUGUUAAUCUUCAUGCUUGUGUACACAUGAAAAGAGCCUGUAUUUUUACUUGUAUGAAAAUGAGAAGAUUUCUAGAAUAUUCUGUAACAUCCUAGACAUAGUUUCAGAAGGCGUAAAGAGUUGCAUAUAGUUAAUAGUAAAUUGCCUGUAAAUAUUUCUGCAGAUUUGUAAUAUAUUUUUAUACUUUAAAAUGUACUGUAGAUUUUAAUUUUGGUUUAUCUUUUAGGAGCAUGGAAGCAAAUUUUGAAAUGUAUAUAUUAUGGUAGAACAAAUGUUGAAGGAUAAUGUAAUUCACUUGAGCUGGCAGAAUAUCUGUUAACAAACCCUCCCUGGAUCCCAGAAAAGUAGCACCUUUCCUAAUUAUAAAUAUAAAGGGACAUUUGCAGUUUGCUGCAACUGCCUAAUACUACUGCUAAUGUCUUAAAGUUUUGUUCAGGAUGUAAUCAGCAUGACUUGGAUUGUGUCUUUAAACUGUACAGAAGGCUAGUUUUCAUGGACAGAGGCAGGCUUUCUUUAAAAAGGCCUUCAGUAAAGUACCCUUGUUUCAUUCAGUUGUAAGCCGUUCAUGCAAUGUACCCGAGCACUUCAUCUGUAUCCACUGCUUUGUUCUGCAUCUAAAUCAACGCCACUGCUUUAUCGGCUAUUUUUUUUAUAUAAUAAAGUACCA